Molecule: messenger RNA, 1809 nt
Organism: Thlaspi arvense
Lineage: Eukaryota; Viridiplantae; Streptophyta; Magnoliopsida; Brassicales; Brassicaceae
Source: the annotation of a GenBank genome assembly
AUGGCGGCUGAUAACACGGGCGCGAAAUCGAGCUCCGCUGCGGAUUCUUACGUAGGGAGCUUGAUUAGUUUGACAUCCAAGAGCGAGAUCAGAUACGAAGGGAUCCUCUACAACAUUAAUACCGAUGAAUCCAGUAUUGGAUUGCAAAACGUCCGAUCAUUUGGAACUGAAGGGAGGAAGAAAGAUGGUCCGCAAGUUCCUCCAAGUGAAAGAGUUUACGAGUACAUAUUGUUCCGUGGAACUGAUAUCAAGGAUUUGCAAGUCAAAGCUUCUCCACCAGCUCAGGCUCCACCUACUAUAAAUAAUGACCCUGCUAUAAUCCAGUCUCACUAUCCUGGCCCGAUACCAACACCGAGUAGCUUGCCUCCUACCCCGAGCGGGUCACUGCCUGACAUUAACUCUCACAAUGCACAACCUGGACAACAUGGGAUGGGAUUUCAAAACGGAAUGCCUUUGUAUCAGCCUGGUGGAAACCUUGGUUCGUGGGGAGCAUCACCACAACCGCCAAUGUAUUGGCAAGGUUUCUACACCCCACCUCCCAAUGGCCUUCCCCAAUUGCAUCAACAGUCUCUGAUUCGACCCCCUCAUGGGCUGCCAAUGCCCAGCUCUCUGCAGCAACCUCUGCAAUAUCCCAACUUUAAUGCUCCUCCACCUACUGGUCCAUCAACUUUACUGAGCUCAAGCUUGCCAGAGCCACCCUCGUCAUUGUUUCCUUUUAGUACCAGUUCUCAAAUUCUAGCGCCCAGUUCAUUGCCUUUCUCUAGUCUACCUAUGCCGCUGUCUUCAGGCCUGCAAUCUACUACACUGCAACCAGCACCAUCUCCUUCCCUAGCUUCAGAGAUGGCAUCUCCAUUGUUGUCGAACAAAGCUCCUAUUGCUGUGCCUCCUACCCUACCUCAGGAUACUAAUUUGCUUCCCUAUUCCCUACCAACUACUAGAGCCACCGAUAUAAGUGCUGGUCUUCCACUGUCUAACAAGCCUAGUGUAGUUACUGGUCCUAUUUCUGCGCCGCAGACAACAUCAUUAACACCUGCUCCUGUUUCUAGUUUCAUUAGCCAAGAUAAGCCAAAACCUUUGUUGAUUACUCCUGACCAACUUCUGCAGUCUGGACCUGCUGCAGUCGCUUUGUCCCCACCCUCGAAAAAUGCGGAUAAAGAUGUAGAGGUGGUUCAAGUAUCAUCAUCAGCUGGGUUGGAACAAUCUAUUCCAGUUACAUCAGAAGCCCAACCUCCAAUAUUGCCACUGCCUUCCUCUGCAAGGCCAACCCAGAAGCCAAACGGGCAUUCUUUCCCAACUCAUAAUGGUUACAGGGGACGUGGGAGAGGAAGAGGAAGAGGAGCAGGGAGAUCACACCAGGUAAUGAAGUUCACUGAAGAUUUUGAUUUCACAGCGAUGAAUGAAAAGUUCAACAAGGAUGAAGUAUGGGGUAAUCUCGGGAAGAGUACCAAUGGUGAUGGUGAUGACGAUUCCCCAGUCGUAGACGAAGCUGAGCUGCCUAAGAUCGAGGUCAAAGCUGUUUACAACAAAGACGACUUUUUCGAUAGCCUCUCAUCAAAUUCCGUUGACCGAGAUUCCCAAAGUGCAAGGCCUAGGUUCUCAGAGCAACGGAAACUAGAUACUGAGACAUUUGGUGAGUUCUCAAGAUUCAGAGGAGGACGAGGAGGGCGUGGCGGUUAUGGUCGAAACGGUUAUUCACGUGGUGGUUAUGGUGGUCGUGGUUAUGGAGGUUAUGGUGGGCGUGGUGGUGGUGGAGGCUACGGGUAUGGUGGUCGUGGCCAAGGGAGAGGUCCAUCAAAUCGUACUUCCUAG